Messenger RNA from Sinocyclocheilus anshuiensis, 5595 nucleotides. Its product is annotated as caskin-2-like. NCBI's taxonomy places the organism in Eukaryota, Metazoa, Chordata, Actinopteri, Cypriniformes, Cyprinidae. The transcript has 20 exons. The record is from RefSeq and is a predicted model, not a curated record. Bases 679 to 4368 code for a protein of 1229 amino acids. Gene Ontology annotation, molecular function: protein binding.
CUCUCAAAACACGCUCAUGCAAAUCGCAGCCGACGCUCAGUCUGGAGUUUAUCGACACGGACUGCCGAGAAAAUAACUUAUUAAAGACUCGAGCGCGAGUAGAAGCGGCCAAGAGAGUUCACACUUACAGCGAAGUGCGUUUAAGAGUUGACUGAAGGGGCCGAGCUCGCUGUUGUUGUGUCUGGAGCGAACGAGCGACUGAACCUGGACCCGCUGUUACGGCUCCAGCCUGCAUCGAAAAUAAAUACUUCACUCUAAUUGAAUGGGUUUGGUCUGCUUGUGCCACUCCAGUCUUCUCAGCUUUCUAAACCACAUCAGCAGGGCCUCUGCGUUCCCAGAAACUGAGCUCCACGUGACCAAACCCGACUUUGUUACCCUGAAAAGGCUCUGGAAACUGAGAACGAAAAACCGGAAGGCAAUUCAUAAGGCAAAAUAGAUUUUCCAUUUCUCCGACCUUCCGUGUCCGUAACCAGAUGGAGAGCUGAAGUCUGCUGAUUCUGAUGACGUGAUUGUUCUGAUAUCUGGUUACUUGUGGUUCCCUCAGACGUCUGGCUGUCACCUACCCCGACUGUAGCACUAUCGAAAGAGAGGAUUCUGGGAUAGGUUCAUGCCGUGGUUGCGCCGCUGUAUGGCGGUGUAAGGGAGGAGCAGGACUCUUGUGGGACACUUGUGGAGAUCAUGGGAAAAGAGCAGGAUCUUCUGCAAGCGGUCAAGAAUGGAGAUCUAGCUACUACACAGAAACUGCUGGCCAAGGUCAAAGCCAGCAAAAGCAAGUUACUGGGCUCCACCAAGAGGCUGAACAUCAACUAUCAGGAUCCAGACGGGUUUUCAGUGUUGCAUCAUGCAGCUCUCACGGGCACUACGGAGUUGCUCUCUCUGCUGUUGGAAGCUCAGGCUGUUGUGGACAUCAAGGAUAGCAAUGGCAUGCGGCCGCUACAUUACGCAGCAUGGCAGAGUAAAGCUGACUCGGUGCUCAUGCUGCUGAGAUCAGGGGCUGCCGUUAACAACGCGUCUCAUGACGGGCAGAUUCCACUGCACCUGGCUGCUCAGUACGGACACUAUGAGGUGUCUGAGAUGUUGUUGCAGCACCAGUCGAACCCGUGCAUUCUAAAUAAGGCUAAGAAGACUCCUCUGGAUCUGGCCUGUGAGUUUGGCCGAGUGAAGGUGGCGCAGCUUUUGUUGAGCAGUAAUAUGGUUGCAUCUCUGUUAGAGGGAGAUCGGAGAGACGGCUCAGACUCAAACUGUAACACUCCUCUGCACCUCGCUGCACGCAACGGACACAAGGACGUCAUCCGGCUUCUUCUGAAAGCAGGUAUUGACAUCAACAGAACCACUAAAGCUGGCACAGCGCUCCAUGAGGCCGCCCUCUAUGGGAAGACAGAGGUAGUGCGGCUACUCCUGGAUAAUGGGAUUGAUGUCAAUAUCCGUAACACUUACAAUCAAACAGCCCUGGACAUCGUCAACCAGUUCACCGCAUGCCACGCCAGCAAAGACAUUAAGCAGCUCUUACGAGAAGCUACAGGAGUUCUUCAGGUCAGAGCUCUGAAAGACUUCUGGAAUCUUCACGACCCCACGGCCCUCACCAUACGCGCCGGUGACGUCAUCACGGUGAUAGAGCAGCAUGUGGAUGGACGCUGGAAGGGCCACAUUCAUGACACCCAGAGGGGAACAGACCGAAUUGGCUACUUCCCCCCCUCCAUAGUUGAGGUCAUCAGCCGACGCUCAGCUGGGGACAGGAACAGUGUGGGCAGCACUGGCAGUGUUGGCAGCACCCGCAGUGCAGGCAGUGGCCAGAGCACAGAAAGCAACAGCGCCCCCAACGGACCGCAGCAACACGCCACCAGCCCUGACACGAGCAAGGCAACACCUUCGGUUGUGGAUUUCCUACAGCCAGAUCUUAACAAACAUCCAGACACACCCACAGGAGUUCCUCGCAGACCUGUGCUGCCCACACAGAGGGCAGGAGAGCAGGGUUUCUCUCAACAGUUUGUGCGUCCUCAACAGCUGCUGGAGGGCAAGGAUGCUGAGGCCAUCUAUCAGUGGCUGAGUGAGUUUCAGUUGGAGCAGUACACUGUAAAUUUCAUCAACGCUGGCUAUGAUGUACCUACCAUCAGCAGAAUGACCCCAGAGGAUCUCACGGCUAUUGGUGUGACUAAACCAGGUCACCGUAAGAAAAUUUCUCUGGAGAUUGGCAACCUCAGCAUUCCAGAAUGGCUCCCAGAGUACAUACCACAGGAUCUUGGGGAGUGGCUGAGCGCCAUAGGAAUGCCUCAGUAUCAUAAGAAACUCUCUGAGAAUGGCUAUGACUCGAUAAACAUUGUCCGAGAUCUCACAUGGGAAGACUUACAGGAGAUUGGCAUCAUCAAACUAGGUCAUCAGAAGAAAAUGAUGCUUGCAGUGAAGAAGUUGUGUGAUAUUCAUAAGGCUCUUCUGCAGGCAGAAUCUGGGCAGGGCACACUGUGGCGCAAAACCCCCGCAGCCCUGGACCUGGUCACUAUUGAGCCACCUCCUGAGAGCGGCGACCUCCCCUCACCUCACACGCCCAAGAUGAUGACUUUCCAGGACAGUGAGCUAAGUACUGAGCUACAGAGCGCCAUGUACUCCCACUAUCGUGGCUGUCAGGAAGGGCUGGCCAUCAAGAACGCAGUAGGAAUGUCUUCCAGUCAGGAGAGCAUUGACACACGCUCUCGAGGCUCCGGACGCUCUCAGGAGCCCCCCAGCACACCGUCCUCCACUUCUGCUGCGACCCCUUAUAGCGGCUCCCGAGAGAGUUUAACCAGCCCAGACAGCAGUCCUGCUAAAGAGCGCAACAUUCCAGAAGGCCGUGACCAGGUCCCACGUCCUCAGCUACCACAGCAGCUGCCAUUCAGUGCGUCCACAGGCUUUAAAUACCCCACGGUGCCUGCCAAACCCAAACUGAGCUCUGCUCCUUCUCCACAAGGCUCUCCUGCUCACAAAACCCUUAAUUAUCCACGUUCACAAUAUAACAGUGCCACGCUUGACCGUCACUCUCCUAAUGUGACUAAGAAGCGCACACAGAGUCUGUCCCGGUAUGCUUUGUCGGAUGGUGAACCAGAUGAAGAGGAUGAUGAAGCAGCUCAGCUAGCCAGCAUGGCCAUGCCUUCGUAUGCCACACUGAGCCGCAAGCCUACCCGUGGCCAGCUGGCACGACUUCAGUCUGCCCCCGAGCAGUCCGUCAGCCGAAGCCACUCUUUUGCCAUUAGGGCUCGACGUAAAGGGCCUCCUCCACCACCACCCAAACGCCUUAGCUCCGUCAGCAGCAGCAGCAGCACUAGUGUUGAAACUGUUUCUGACACUCCAGCAUCACCUUCUGGAGGAGCUGAGAACGGCAGAUCCGGGACCGUAAAGAGUAUUGCAGCUGCAUUAGAAACGGUCCUACCUGUGCCUACGGUGGAGCUCCUUCCGGAAACCACUACAGCUGUUUCCAGUACCAACGAAGGGUUCAGACGCAGACCUCUGAGUCAGAGUGAAUCCAGCCCAGUACCCUCCAAAGCAGAUACUGAUAGAGCGACAAAGUCUGACUCGGAAGAGGAGGAUGCAACAAAGGAUUCAGGCCUGGAGAGCUCAUCCUCGCCGCAGAACAGCUCUAGUGAGUGCAUCCCUUUUGCAGAGGAAGGCAACCUCACUAUCAAACAGAGGCCCAAAGUUGGCGGGCCUCUCAAGGCGGAGACCACUUCUGAGUUGCCAGAGAAAGCCAAACCAGCCAAAACCCCUGAAGUGCCAGAGUUCAACCUUAAAGAGUCAGACACAGUGAAGAGACGACAAAAGCCAAAAGAGAAAGAGCAGCCAAACCCAGCGUCCGACAGCAGUGCAGAAAGCACGUCAGUUUUAGAGACUCAGGGCACGGUGAAGCUCCGCAUCAGUGAAACAGAUAUGAGUCUGCCAUGUGUGGAGCUUCCAACCAAACCAGUGAAAGCACCUCCAACUCUUGCUCCCAAACCUCCCAGUCCCCUGAAUCCAACACGGCACGCCUCUAAACCAGAUCCUGCUCCUAUAACAGCUGUCGGCUCUAGCGUGACACUGAGUGUUGUACAGAGUGUCGCCUUUGCAGGACCUCAUUCUCCAAUCCCAUACUCCCCCUCGCCAGAGAACACGGUUCAGAGUGCAAUAUCAGGAAGCCUCCAGGCUCUGAUGGAAGGGGAUCAAGGGUCAACACUGAAACAUCAGAGGCUGGAGAAGACCAGCUCAUCCCUGGAGGAAGCACUGAAGGCUGUGGAGAGAAAACUAACUCUGGAGAACAACAACGUGGGCGUUUCUCCCGUAGUGAAGUCUGCAGGGAACAUCCUGGAUGACAUCGGGAACAUGUUUGAUGACCUGGCUGAUCAGCUAGAUGCUAUGCUGGAUUAAAGAUUCUCAUGGAUGGAGCUGUUUAUUUUUUUGAUGACCCAGAAACAGGAGGGUAGAUAUCUACGUAUAGCAGCAUGGUUUCUUAUAAUUCAGAUGGAGAGCAGAGAUGAACUCUUUAACACAAAAGUGGGAACCUCCACUGAUCUUCAUUUAUAAGGACCACACAGAUAUUUAUGGACCAGUCUAGAUGUCAUCUAUAUUUGUUUGUUUAUUGUAAUUCCAGCGGCUAAUCAAUCAGCAUAUAUAUUUGUUUUUCUGGUUUUUUUUGUCCUGUCAUUGUUUUUUUGGGAUGAACUGUGGACUGAACUGUGACCUCAAUGAACUUUACAUGACGGACCCAGAUAAAAGAAAUGCACUUAGGAGAAUCAUUCCUAAAGCAAUAUAGAUUUCAAAACACUACACUGAUUCAAAACAUUUCAAGAAAGACUAAUGGGAUAGUUCACCCAAAAAGUGACAAUUCUGUCAUGAUUUACUCACCCUGCCUUGCUGUGAGACUUUUGAAUAAACUUUAUGCAGCUCUUUUCCAUACAGCAAUAAGUUAUAGUGACCUGCUGUCAAAACAAAAUAACACAUGAUGACAAUUUUCGUUUUUUGAGUGAACUGUUCCUUCAACAUAACUACUUUUCAAAGCAUUUAAGCUCUAAAAAAGUAGCUUGUGACAUCCAUUUCAGCAGGUAAACAGCCUUUGGGAGGUUUGGUGCUUGUACCCUUUUUUUCUUAAUGACUUUGCAGAUUUGCAGGUUAAAAUACAUGACUGACAUUUAUUUUUGUAUGAAAGUGUGGUCUUAAAGGGAACAUGAUGAAAACAGUAACACUGCCUUAAGUGACUAGAGCAGCAUCAAUGUACAGCAAGCAAUUCAGGUUUAAGUUACCACAAACUAGUCUUUAAACUUAAAUUAGUCCAAAUAGUAUUUAAACUUUAUCAGAAUAUGUAUAUUGUACACUAAAGGUAUAUUUGAUUGGGAAGCAAACCUGUUUGUUGUACCAAAGUAUAUGUAUAUUUUUAUUCAAAUGUUGGAUAAUGUUAACACUAUCAGACUUGUCUUGCAGCUAAACUAAUGAAAUUUAACCCAGUGGCAUUUCCCCUUUGCACAUAAUUUGAUAUGAUGUAUCUGAUGUGGAAUAUUUCCAUGCUGUUCUUGUGUGCCAUACGUUUAAAUAGAUGUUUCAUUCAGGUUCUGUCUCCCAAGUAACUGAGAUGUAAUUAAUGGCAUUUGUACAACUGAA